Molecule: messenger RNA, 1885 nt
Organism: Pyricularia oryzae 70-15
Lineage: Eukaryota; Fungi; Ascomycota; Sordariomycetes; Magnaporthales; Pyriculariaceae
Product: metabolite transporter
Exons: 1
Coding region: 229-1743 (504 amino acids)
Biological process (GO): transmembrane transport; carboxylic acid transport
Cellular component (GO): plasma membrane
Molecular function (GO): carboxylic acid transmembrane transporter activity
Source: RefSeq, a predicted model, not a curated record
AUACCACUUCCUUGAUUGGAGAUUGUAGCUGCUCCGAUAGGCUCCGAAGCCGAAUGAUUGAUACCUGAUGGCUUGAAGCGUUGCUCAAAAUGGCGGUUGGUGCCUGCGGUGGGUGGUGCUCAAACGCAACGAUCACUGGUAUUCUUUCUCCAGCUAGCCACUAGAUCUAGACUAGAAUCUAGGACUGCAUAGACAUUUAGAGCCUGCUCGACGGGAGCAUCGUUCAAAAUGGCGGACCCAACCUCACAAAUCCCGCCCGACGCCAAUCAUGACAAGACAAAACAAGCCUCCACCACGGAGCAGCCCGACAUCGAGACGGCAACCACCGAAAAGACCUAUUUUAGCAAACUGUCCGUCUGGCUCAUGAUCCUCUUCUCGGGCCUCGCCAUCGGGUCAGACGGCUACAACGCGGCGGUCAUCGGCAACGUCAACCUCAUCCUGGCCAUCCUCUACCCGAGCGCCCUCGGGCCCGAGAUCCGCCAGCGCCUGUCCAACGCCUUUCUCAUCGGCAUGAUCAUCGGCAUGCUGGUGUUUGGCGUCGUCGCCGACCAGCUGGGCCGCAAGACCGGCGCCGUCGCCACCACCAUCCUGCUGGUCGUCGGCAUCGCCAUGAGCGCCGGCGCGUCCGGCACCUCGGACACGGGCAUGUUCUGGAUGCUCAUCGUGGCGCGGGGCGUCGCGGGCGUCGGCGCAGGCGGCGAGUACCCCGUCGCGGGCGCCGGUGCCGCCGAAGCCACCGACGAGUCCGCCGCCCACCGCCGACACCGCGGCUUCAUGUUCGCCAUGCUGGCCGACCUCUCCGCGUCGCUGGGCUACGUCUGGGCCGGGCUCGUGCCGCUGCUGCUGCUGCUCAUCGUCGGCGAGCAGACCGUCGACGGCUACGUCGUGGUGUGGCGCGUCGCGUUUGCCCUCGGCGCCCUCCCGCCGCUGCUCAUCUUUUGGUUCCGGCUGCGCAUGGCCGUCUCGACGGCCUACCGGCGCAGCGCCAUGCGGAAACAGCGCACGCCCUACCUCCUCGCCCUGAAGCGGUACUGGAGGCCGCUCCUGGGCUGCUCGGGGACCUGGUUUCUGUACAACUGGAUCAGCAUCCCGUUUGGCAUCUUUAGCUCCACCAUCAUCUCGCGCGUCAACGCCGGGGAGAGCCUCGUCAAGACGCUCGGCUGGGGAGUCGUCAUCAACUGCUUCUACAUCCCCGGUCCGUUCCUGGGCGGCUACCUCUCCGACAAGAUCGGGCGGCGCCGCACCAUGGCGCUGGGGUUCACGCUGCAGGCUGUUUUGGGCUUCGUGCUGGGCGGCGCCAUCGGGCCCAUCCAGGACAUCUUUCCGCUGUUUGUGGUCAUGUACGGCGUGUUCCUGACGCUGGGGGAGGUCGGGCCCGGAAGCACAGUGGUCAUCGCCUCCACCGAGUGCUUCCCCACGUCCAUCAGGGGUCAGAUGAUGGGCAUGGUGGCGGCAUGGAGCAAGGUCGGGGCGGCUCUGGGCACGCAGGUCUUUACGGCGAUACUCAACGCGUACGUUGACGACCCAGCCAAGGGGAACCAGGCUGCGUUUCUGAUAGGGUCGGGGUUUGCCGUGGUGGGCGCGGCAGUUGCAUUGUUUGUCAUUCCCGAGGCGUCACGGAAUCUGGACGAUGACGACAGGGACUGGAAAAAGUACCUGAAUGACAACGGGUGGGAGGCUACCUGGGGCGAUGCUACCACACAGGAUCCUGCAGGUGUUGUGCUUGGAACGGCAAGGUCUUAGCUGCGGAGUGAGGUAUUGGUGGUUGAUUGUUGAUGAGUCGGCGUUUUUGGUGUGGUCGUUGGCUGUAUUUGCAGAUUCUGUGCGCAAAAUUUAAUCGAUAAUCUAUCCCACCUGUUCUACGCCGCGACACUGUGUAUCGGGG